This is a messenger RNA of Rhagoletis pomonella (apple maggot), 3359 nucleotides long. RefSeq names its product E3 SUMO-protein ligase PIAS2 (gene Su(var)2-10). The record is from RefSeq and is a predicted model, not a curated record. The coding region runs from base 337 to 2457 and encodes 706 amino acids. The transcript has 11 exons. Lineage: Eukaryota; Metazoa; Arthropoda; Insecta; Diptera; Tephritidae. Gene Ontology annotation, molecular function: transcription coregulator activity; SUMO ligase activity; zinc ion binding. Gene Ontology annotation, biological process: regulation of transcription by RNA polymerase II; protein sumoylation.
AGAAUUUCGGAAACGAUUGAAAGGCAAACACACGACGAUAUCAAGACAUACCGCAUUUUUUAAUUAUUUUAUUCUAGUGAAUAUUUUACUAUAAAUUAUUUUAUAUUAUGACUCUAACAAUUGUGAUUAUUUGUAACUAAAAGACAUUGUGAUAAAUUUGUGUGUAAGUUGAUUGAAAAACUCCGGUUAUUAAGAACGUACUAUCAGUGUAUAGCCAUAGAGGUACGCUGAACGAACGACCAACUAUUUGAGCGUCGGCUUAUGCGUGUGGCAAGCGUAUAAAACUAUCGCCGCUUGUGUGUGUGCAGACGCAUUGAUAUUUCCAGUGCCGGUGCAAUGCGUAAAACGCGUUCGCAAACUCAAGCUGAAGCCGCAAUGGCAAAUGCGGGGCGUGCAACCAGCAGCACACCUUCCGCUGUAUCAUCGACAGACAAUAACUCCCAACAAAGCAUAAGUGCAAGUGUUCGCAGUGCACCCACUGUCCAAGUGGCGACAGUGAGUGCCCAGAAGCGUGUUGUGUCGCAACAACAAUUAGAUCAUUUUAAAGUCAAGGAAUGUGAGGAAAUGGUAAAUUUGCUACGGGUAGUAGAGCUUCAGCAGAUACUAUCUUUUUUGAAUAUUUCCUUUGCUGGACGUAAAAGCGAUUUGCAACGACGUGUCAUAAAUCUUCUUCAUACAAACUACGAUUUAUUAUCACAUAAAAUACGUGAAGUUUACACAAAUUCGCUAACAGAACAACAGGCUCAACAAUACGGGCCAACAGAUCCGAAAAGAAUGUAUUCACACAUGCAAAUGCCGCCGGUGCAACCGAAUCCUGCAGCUGGUCUGCAAAAUACCGGUCAGCCUACCGCUGUCGGUGCACAACCCAUUGCAGGAGUACCGCCGUCAGGGCCUGGUGUUGCAAAUAAUAUGGUACCAUUUAUGAAUCCCAUUCCUACUCAUAUACCCAUACAUCCCGAUGUACGUUUAAAGAAGCUUGCUUUUUACGAUGUGCUGGGUGUGCUGAUUAAGCCGUCAUCGCUUGUGCCGCGCAAUACACAGCGUAUACAAGAGGUGCCCUUCUACUUUACAUUGACACCACAGCAAGCCACAGAAAUUGCAUCAAAUCGUGACAUACGGAACAGUAAUAAAAUUGAGCAUGCAAUACAGGUUCAGCUACGUUUUUGUCUAUUAGAAACUUCAUGCGAACAAGAGGAUUGCUUCCCGCCCAGUGUUAGUGUAAAAGUUAACAAUAAGCUGUGUCAACUGCCGAAUGUCAUUCCAACAAACAGACCGAAUGUUGAACCAAAACGACCACCGCGUCCCGUUAAUGUAACAGCUAACGUAAAGCUUUCGCCUACAGUAACCAAUACAAUCACUGUACAAUGGUGUCCGGAUUAUACGCGUGGCUACUGUAUUGCGGUAUACUUAGUAAAGAAGUUGACAUCGGCGCAAUUGUUGCAUCGCAUGAAAACCAAGGGCGUCAAACCAGCCGACUACACACGCGGUUUAAUCAAAGAGAAACUAACUGAGGAUGCAGAUUGUGAAAUCGCAACCACAAUGCUUAAAGUAUCACUUAAUUGCCCGUUGGGCAAGAUGAAAAUGUCCAUACCAUGUCGUGCAUCAACUUGUUCGCAUUUACAAUGUUUUGAUGCUAGUCUUUACCUGCAGAUGAAUGAGCGCAAGCCAACAUGGAAUUGCCCAGUGUGCGACAAGGCAGCCAUUUAUGAUAACCUAGUCAUUGAUGGCUAUUUUCAAGAGGUUCUCGCCUCUUCACUUCUCAAACCCGAUGACACUGAGAUACAAUUGCAUAAAGACGGCUCUUGGAGCACACAUAGUUUGCGGAAUGAGGCUCAAAUAAUUGAUACACCAACAAAGCCUGUAGAAAAGGUGGAAGUCAUUUCGGAUGAUAUUGAAGUCAUUACCACUGAGGAUGUUAAAAUGGUUAAAUCUGCAGCACCACCUGCCGUAGCUAAUGACCAACCAACAUCAACAACCAAUAGUGAAACGGUCGAUUUAACGCUCAGCGAUUCCGAUGAUGAUAUGCCCCUAGCUAAACGACGUCCUGCCAUUAAACAAAGUUCUGCCGCCAAUGCCGCAAAUUCUACGGUAUCCACAUCGAGCAUUAAUGGUAGCGGCAAUGGCAAUACUGCAGCAGGCAAUGGUGGCACAAACUCAAAUCAACGUAAUGCUUUUGCACAGCAACGAACUGAUGCUGAUACGACUAUAAUAUCACUAGACUCACCAUCCCCACCGAACAGCCCUGGACACUCCGAAAAAGAUACACAAUCUAAAAAGCCUGCGAAACUUCCAGAGGUAGAUUAUUUCAAGGGCAUCAGCUUACAAAGAUUGAGAAUGUAUAAGAAGGCUAAUUGGAGUAUGUGGCACAAAGGUCAGCGAAUAUACGUUAACAAAUUGGAAAACGGCAAUUUCGUAUUGAGGUGCCAGGGACAGAAGAAAGUCGUGUGUGUUUUAUAAAUAAACAUCAAAAGGAGUGUGGAAUGCCUUCGCGAGCACAAACAGAGGGUUUCUUGCAUCUGUGUAAUAAAGUUUUUAAAGCAACAUUAAGUUUAGAUAAGUACCUGGUAUGUAAAUGUUAAAAAGUAUUUAAAAAUUUAUGUUUGGCUUGACUUAAAUAUAUACAGUCAACCACAAAAUUCUACGUACAGACAUUUUUCGCAAUGUAUGCUAAGUCUUUUAGUUAAUUUAAUUUUGCUAAGUUUUUUUUCUUAAAUAUAGUUUAUACCUCAACAAAAGAAAUCUCUAAAAAUAUGAUCAGAAAGUUGAAAAUUUUUAUGCAAAUCUGUGGAAAAUAUCUCAGAGGUUUGCCAAAAUAGAAGAAAUUGUUUUUUUUUAUCUUUUGUUGUGUUAUGAACUGUACGGGGGCCGUUGUGGCUGAGUGGUUAGAACCGUAGGUUCUGGGUUCGAUCGCUGAUCCGGGAAAUAGCUUUUUCUGGCUCCGAGUGUACAUCUGCCAUUUAUCAUAAAAAUCCAUUAGCCGUUCGGAGGCAGCGUAAAAUUGUAGGUCCCUCCACUUUCGUAACAACAUAAAGAUGCACACCACAAAUACGAGGAGAAGCUCGGCCGAACACUUAGCUAAAGUGUAAGUGCCGGAAUAUUAUUACCAUUGUUAUUAUGAAUUAAAGAAUAGUAAAAACAAAUUAAAAUAAAAAACUUUGCACACAUAGUGUACAAUUCUCUGUAAGUAAACUAGUGGUUGACUGCAAAUAUAAAUGUGUAGAUUUUACAGUUAAUUAAAAAAUAUGACCGUAGAAUGUAAAUGCAAAUUUGGAACUGAAAAACAUAAAUGAAAAGAACUGGAAUUGCAUAACAAAAUACAUGAACGAAUGAAAGAAAUAAACGAUUUUACCGCAAAAAUA